AUGUACACCUAUAGUUUCGGUUCAGAGCACCUGGCACUUGCAUGUAGUGCUGCAAGUUGGGUCGUGCCGUGCUGGCCCGGCACGAGCCUGUCGUGCUUCGGGUCUCAGUUAGUCGGGCCUAGCCAGCACGAAAUAGAGUCGGGUCGUGCCUUACCGGGCCUGGCGAAUAGAAGUAAGGCCCAGCACGGCCCUAAAGCACGACGGGCUUCCGUCGGGUCGUGCUGGCCCAAGCACGGCACGCCUCAGUUCCUGAUAAGCGCGCAUCUCGGCCUCUCUGUCGCCGUCGCGCUGGAUCCGAGCGUUCUGCGGUUGUGGGCUCGUUCGCUCGUGGCGCAGCCCCAGGCGGACGCCAACACGACGCGGUACCUGGGCGUGCGGCGCUGGCCGUGGGGCCGGUACGCGGCGGAGAUCCGGGAGCCGGCCACCAAGGAGCGGCACUGGCUGGGAACCUUCGACACAGCCGAGGAGGGCGCCGUGGCCUACGACCGCGCCGCGCGCUCCCUCCGCGGCUCCCACGCGCGCACCAACUUCGCCUACCCGGACCUCCCGUCGGGCUCCUCCGUCACGCCCUACCUCUCCCCGGACCACACCUCGGGCGACAACGCCACGCAGCUCCUCCAGCCAUUCUACGCCGCCGACCCAGCCGCCGCGUCUUUACCACCGGCGCUCCCGGCCGCGAACGACGCGGCAGGCUACGGCUAUAGUGUCGAGGACAUGUCCGCUCUCAUGGACGACCUCACCAUACCCGACGACCUGACCGUCGACUACGGCGCAGAAGACACCGGCGGGCUGGAGGCUGGAUCUGGAGCGGCGACGGACCACGGACGAGGGAGGCGAGCGAGAGAAAUAAGAGGUCGGGACUCGGGAGAGGAGGGAGAGGAAGUAAAUCACGUAACCCUAACGCCGCGCCUCGUAUAAGCCGGUCGGGAUGUAUUUCGUGUCGGGCCGACCCGAACACGGCCCAAGCUCCCGUGCCGGGUCAUGUGGGCCGUCGUGCCGAAAGCAAAAGCACGACCCAGCACGAUGAACGUGUCGUGCUGGCCCAGCUAUUUUCCUCCUGUGCUGGUCUGGGCUUCGUGCUUUUAAAAACGUGUCGGGCUCGUGCUGGCCCAGUGGGCACGGCCCAGACUUACAGGACUAGUUAGCAUACAGAACUUCACCCAAAAAAAAGAUGUCAUCACCCAGCAAGAACCAUAUCCAAGAUUUUUCUUCACUAGCAAAAUAUUCAUAUUCCUUAGUAGAAACAAACUGUCAGAUGCGAUA
Molecule: messenger RNA, 1263 nt
Organism: Zea mays
Lineage: Eukaryota; Viridiplantae; Streptophyta; Magnoliopsida; Poales; Poaceae
Exons: 2
Coding region: 1-918 (305 amino acids)
Biological process (GO): regulation of DNA-templated transcription
Molecular function (GO): DNA-binding transcription factor activity; DNA binding
Source: RefSeq, a predicted model, not a curated record